AGAUCGAAAGGUGCACACGCAUCCAAGAUUAUUUUAGUCAAUUUCAAUUCCAUCGGCUGUUCAGUCACGUUUCUCUUCUUCAACGUGAAAAGUGUGAUAUUAGUUAUAUUAAUUUAGUUAAUAGAAGUAAACGAAAAUGUCGAAGAAGAAGGGUAACAAGAAGAACAAGAAUUUGGAUGACGAUUGGGAGGAUCCGCCACAGAAGGCACCAACUUCUAUGCUCGACGCCGAGGUAACCUCAAAACCAGCGAAACCUGCUAAAAAGGGCAAAGGAAAAAAGAACAACAAGGACGAUGAUUGGAGCGAUAAAGAGAGCAAGAUUGAACAGAAGCAGGCAGAGCUCAGCGAUGAGGAAAUUGUUCCUGUGAAGAAGAGCCAGAAAAAAGCCAAGAACAAUAAGAAGAAAGUGGUGGUGGAGUCUGAUGUAGAUUUAUCCGAGGAGGAGGUAUCCAAGUCUGAUUCAAUCAAAAAGAAGGGAAGUGGCAAUAAAAAGGGUGGAAAAGGCAAAAAGGAUGAUUGGUCCGAAGAUGAGAAUGAUUUUGAGUUGGAGCUGGAGGAGGAAGAGCCAAAGCCUAUCAAGAAGAGCAGCAAAAAGAAUAAAGCUAAACCGGUAGUGGUGAAAGCUGAAUCUGAGGAUGAGUUGGAAGCGGAGGAGGAAGAGCCAAUGCCUGUCAAGAAGAGCAGCAAAAAGAAUAAAGCUAAACCGGUAGUGGUAAAGGCUGAAUCUGAGGAUGAGGAAAAGUUGGAGGAGGAGGAAGUCGAAGUUAAGGCAGUCAAGAAGAAGAGCAGCAGUAGUAAAAAGAGUAAACCCGCUGCUCCGGUAAGGGAUGAAUCUGUGGAGGAAACUUAUCCAGAUGAAGAGGACGAUUUAGACGACGAGCUCAACGAUAAAGUGUCCGAGAUGAAAAUCGUAGAGGAGGUCGUAAAACCGGAGGAGAAGAAGCUGACCCACAAGGAAAAGAAAAAGCUGAAGAAGCAGCAAGAGUACGAAAGGCAGAUGGAGUCUAUGCUGAAGAAGGGUGGGCAGGGUCACUCCGAUCUCGACUCUAAUUUUACAGUUUCACAGACAAUGAAGUCUGUGAAUCAGAUGGCCGCCCUCGAGAACGCCGUCGACAUCAAGGUGGAGAACUUCACGAUCUCCGCGAAAGGAAACGACCUCUUCGUGAACGCCAAUCUGCUGAUAGCGAGCGGAAGACACUACGGUCUGGUCGGUCCCAACGGACACGGUAAAACCACUCUGCUGCGGCAUCUGGCUCAGCGAGCCUUUGCCAUACCACCGAACAUCGAUAUACUUUAUUGCGAACAAGAGGUCGUUGCCGACGACUUCACAGCAGUCGAAUCCGUCCUCAAAGCAGACGUGAAGAGGACCAAACUGAUGGACGAGUGCAAGAAACUGGAGGAGGCCUUCCAGAAAGGUGACAUGGAAGCCCAGGAGAGGCUGAACGAUGUGUACGAGGAACUCAAAGCCAUAGGAGCCGAUUCCGCUGAGCCGAGAGCGAGAAGGAUCUUGGCCGGUCUGGGAUUCACCAAAUCGAUGCAGGAUCGUGCAACCAAGAACUUUUCUGGUGGUUGGAGGAUGAGAGUUUCAUUGGCCAGAGCGCUCUACAUCGAACCCACACUGUUGCUGCUCGACGAACCUACCAAUCAUUUAGAUUUGAACGCUGUCAUUUGGCUGGACAAUUAUUUGCAAACCUGGAAGAAAACCUUGCUGAUCGUAUCUCACGACCAGUCUUUCUUGGACAACGUGUGCAACGAAAUCAUCCAUUUGGAUCAACAGAAACUUUAUUAUUACAAGGGCAACUAUUCGAUGUUUAAGAAGAUGUACGUGCAGAAGAGGAAGGAGAUGAUCAAGGAGUACGAGAAGCAGGAGAGGAGGAUCAAAGAGCUGAAGGCGCACGGAUCUUCCAAGAAACAAGCGGAAAAGAAACAGAAGGAGGCACUGACCAGGAAGCAGGAGAAGAACAGAACGAAGAUGCAGAAGCAGGAAGACGAGGUGACAAUAACCGAAUUGCUGCAACGACCGAGAGAGUACAUCGUAAAGUUCUCGUUCCCGGAACCGCCGCCGCUGCAGCCACCCAUCCUCGGUCUGCACAAUGCGACGUUCGCGUACGACGGACAGAAACCGUUGUUCGUCGGCACCGACUUUGGUAUCGAUCUGAACAGCAGGAUUGCCAUAGUCGGACCGAACGGAGUGGGAAAAUCCACCUUCCUGAAGAUGCUGACCGGAGAUAUUCAACCACAAGAAGGAGAGGUCAAGAAGAAUUAUCGAUUGAGAAUUGGACGCUUCGAUCAGCACUCUGGAGAACAUUUGACGGCGGAGGAGACGCCCUCGGAAUACCUGAUGCGACUGUUCGAUUUGCCCUACGAGAAGGCGAGGAAACAGCUGGGAACGUUCGGGCUCUCCUCGCACGCGCACACCAUCAAGAUGAAGGAUCUGUCUGGAGGACAGAAGGCACGUGUAGCUUUAGCUGAAUUGUGUCUAAUGGGACCGGACGUUGUUAUUCUUGAUGAACCUACGAAUAAUCUGGAUAUCGAAUCAAUCGACGCCCUCGCCGAGGCCAUCAACGAGUACCAAGGUGGCGUCAUCAUAGUCUCUCACGACGAACGACUGAUUAGGGACACCGAGUGCACACUGUACGUGAUCGAGGAUCAGACUAUAAACGAGCUGGAAGGCGACUUCGACGAUUACAGGAAGGAAUUGCUGGACAGUUUGGGAGAGGUUAUCAAUAGCCCCAGCAUUGCCGCAAACGCGGCCGUCGCUCAAUAAUCAAAUUAACAAGAAGACGCACUUUGUUAUCGCUAUACGAGAGUAUUUUAAAUAAAUCUAUUUUAUUUUUAA
Nicrophorus vespilloides is the source of this 2839-nucleotide messenger RNA. Its product is annotated as ATP-binding cassette sub-family F member 1. NCBI's taxonomy places the organism in Eukaryota, Metazoa, Arthropoda, Insecta, Coleoptera, Silphidae. The record is from RefSeq and is a predicted model, not a curated record. The transcript is spliced from 7 exons. Gene Ontology annotation, molecular function: ATP binding; ATP hydrolysis activity. The coding region runs from base 137 to 2767 and encodes 876 amino acids.